GAAUAAGGUGUGCCUGACCCAAGCCAUAGUGUUUUCAAUUGCCUCAUAUGCAUGACAAAGUUGGAAAAUGAAUAAGGGAGACUGUGGGAGAAUUAACAUCUUUGAAAUAUGGUGUUGAAUAUACCAUGGACUGUUAAAAGAAUGAACAAAUCCACCUUGGAAUAAAUACAGCCAGAAUGCUCCUUAAAAGUAAGGAUAACAAGACUUCAUUCACAUACUUUGGACAUGUUAUCAGGAGGGAUCUGUCCCUGGAAAAGGACAUCCUGCUUGGUAAAGUAGAGGGAUAGCGUAAAAGAAGAUGACCUUCGAGACGGAUUGAUACAGUGGUUGCAACAAUGGAUUCAAGCAUAACAAUUGUGAGAAUGGCAAAGGACUAAGCCAUGUUUUGUUCUGUUGUACAUAGGGUGGUUAUGAGUCAGAACCAACUCAUGGCACAUUACAACAGUGAUUAUUGUGGAAUUGCUGUAUAGUGCAAAUAGUUAAUGUCCCUCAGAAGAAAAUCCUGGUGAUCUAUUGCCAAAAAAUCAGCCAUUGAACAUUCUGUGGAGCACAGCUCUACUCUGACACACAUGGGGUUGCCAUGAUCAGAAUCAACUAGAUCGUAACUGGUACUUAGUACCUGCUGGUAUUUGUAUUGCAGAAAAGCUGAGAGGAUUGGAAACAGACAUGGAAAGUGCGUCAUUGUUGUCACUGUUAGUGGUGCCAUUGAGUAGAUUUUCAACUCAUAUCGAUCCUGCAUGACAGAGUAGAACUACCUCUAUAGGAUUUUCUAGGAUGUAACUUUACAGAAGCAGAUUGUCACAUCUUUUUCCCACAGAGCCACUGCAUGUGUUUGAACUGUCAGCCUUCCAGUUAACAGCCGAGGACUUAACCAUUGUACCACCAAGGCUAAAGGCACAUAAUAUUCUAACUUUCAGAACUGUUGUUUGGAUGUUCAGAGACUGGCUAGUACUAAGGCCCACCCCUGUAGCACAGAAACAAAAAAAUAAAUAAUUUCACCUGAUGUUUAUUUGUAUGACUGGUAAUACUGGGAUCCCAGAGUCUUUAACUUCCAGCAAGGAGCAGGGACAGGGAGAGAGAACUGGAGAUACCUGAAUGAUAAGAUUUCAUCUGUUUCCCACCCCACAAGUAAAUACCUCCCUCAAAUUUCUUCUUCUCUUCCCCCAUAGAAUCUCCAGAAGAAAAUGGCAGCAGGAAAUCAUUCCAUGGUGACUGAGUUCAUUCUUGCAGGGCUGACAGAAAAGCCAGAACUCCAGCUCCCCCUCUUUCUUUUCUUCCUAGGAGCCUAUGUGAUCACAGUGAUGGGGAACCUGGGCAUGAUCACACUGAUUGGGUUCAGCUCUGACCUGCACACCCCCAUGUACUAUUUCCUCAGCAGUUUGUCCUUCAUUGAUCUCUGCCAAUCCACUGUCAUUACUCCCAAAAUGCUGCUGAACUUUGUGACAGAGAAGAACACGAUUUCUUACCCUGAAUGCAUGACUCAGCUCUAUUUCUUUAUUGUUUUUGCUAUUGCAGAGUGUCAUAUGCUGGCUGUGAUGGCAUAUGAUCGAUACACUGCCAUUUGUAACCCAUUGCUUUACAAUGUCAACAUGUGUUAUCAGGUCUGCUCCUGGUUGGUAAUUGAGGUAUAUACGAUGAGUUUGAUUGGUGCUACAGCUCACACAGGUUGUAUGCUAAGAGUGGUUUUCUGCAAGGCUAAAAUAAUCAACCAUUACUUCUGUGAUGUUUUUCCACUACUGGAGCUCUUGUGCUCCAGCACUUAUAUCAAUGAAGUGGUAGUUUUGUGCUUCACUGUAUUUAAUAUUCUUGCACCAACCUUGGCCAUCCUUGGCUCCUAUGUCUCUAUCAUUGCCAACAUCCUGAAGAUCAGCUCCACUGAGGGCAGGUCCAAAGCCUUCAGUACAUGCAGCUCCCACAUCUUGGCUGUUACACUCUUCUAUGGUUCUAUAGCAUUCAUGUACCUGCAACCAUCAAAUGUCAGCUCCAUGGACCAAAGCAAAGUGUCUUCUGUGUUUUAUACCAUUAUUGUGCCAAUGCUGAACCCUCUGAUCUAUAGCCUGAGGAAUAAGGAUGUCAAAGUUGCUCUCAAUAAAAUCAUUAAGAAAAGAUUAUUUUGCGUUAGCAAAGGUGUAUAA
Molecule: messenger RNA, 2135 nt
Organism: Loxodonta africana (African savanna elephant)
Lineage: Eukaryota; Metazoa; Chordata; Mammalia; Proboscidea; Elephantidae
Product: olfactory receptor 8G50-like
Exons: 1
Coding region: 1185-2135 (316 amino acids)
Biological process (GO): sensory perception of smell; G protein-coupled receptor signaling pathway
Cellular component (GO): membrane
Molecular function (GO): olfactory receptor activity; G protein-coupled receptor activity; odorant binding
Source: RefSeq, a predicted model, not a curated record